Messenger RNA from Sorghum bicolor (sorghum), 2656 nucleotides. RefSeq names its product SWI/SNF complex subunit SWI3A. Lineage: Eukaryota; Viridiplantae; Streptophyta; Magnoliopsida; Poales; Poaceae. The transcript is spliced from 11 exons. The record is from RefSeq and is a predicted model, not a curated record. Bases 196 to 2355 code for a protein of 719 amino acids. Gene Ontology annotation, molecular function: protein binding.
AGACCACGCCGCCACCGCCCACCGCAGGCCGCACGUCUUGCGGGUUGCGGCUCCUGCCCGGUCAUUGCUCUUUCCGAGUUCCGACCGCCCGAGCCCGAAGCCGAAGCCUUAAACCCCCUUAAUCUGAGAUCCGACGGCCCAGAUCUCUCGUUUCUCCCUAUCCCCGUCCGUUCCCCAUCUUCCCGCCCUCUCCCCAUGUCGCCGCCGGUGGCCGGCGCGGCCGCCACCUCCGGCGACGGGUCGCCGCGCGAGCUCUACACCAUCCCGGCAUCAUCCGGUUGGUUCCGGUGGGACGGGAUCCACGAGACGGAGCGGCAGGCACUGCCGGAGUUCUUCGGCGGGGCCGGCGGUGCUGGGUUCGGGACGGCGACGAGGAACCCGCGAAUCUACCGCGAGUACCGCGACUUCAUCAUCGCCAAGUACCGGGAGGACCCGGCGCGCCGCCUCACUUUCACCGAGGUCCGCAGGGCGCUUGUCGGGGACGUCACGCUCCUCAGGAAGCUCUUCGCCUUCCUCGACUCCUCCGGCCUCAUCAACUUCUCGGCCUCCUCCUCGUCCUCGGGCCCCGCGUCACGGAAGCAGGAGGUGGGGGUCGUUGUGGAGGCGCCCGUGGGUCUGCAGGUGACGCCGCGGCCGCCAGCGUCCUACUUUGCCGAGGAGAAGCGUGGGGCCGUGGGCGGGGAGAAGGAGAACGGAUUCCGGUUGCCGCCACUGACCUCCUACAGUGAUGUGUUUGGGGAAUGGGCACCUGGGAAGGCGCCUAUAUGUGGUUUUUGCGGUGAGGAGUGCAAUGGUGCGAAAGUUGAGACGCUGCAGGAUGGUUUUAAAGUUUGUUCAAAAUGUUCCAAAAGCAAUAAUGAUAAUAAUAAGGAAGAAGCGAAUAAAUGUCCGGGUGACAAGAAGGAGAGUAUGGAAAAAUCUUCCGGUGCAUGGACAGACGCGGAAACAUUACUCCUUUUAGAAGGAGUCCUAAAACAUGGAGAUGACUGGGAUCUUAUCGCCCAGCAUGUCCGUACAAAGAAUAAAUCAGAAUGCAUAGCAAGGCUUAUUCAGUUACCUUUUGGCGAACAUAUGCUGGGCACAAUAAAUGGUAAAUCCGCUAGCAGGCUCCACAUAAACCAGGCAACUGAUGGAAAAACAAACCAGCACAUUAUGAAGGAGCCUUCAAGCCACACAACUGAAAUGGCUGACGGCAUGCAGAUUGAUGGAAAUGAAGAUAGUGCUGAUAAAUCAGUUGAAGAAUAUCCUACAAAACGCAGACGGUUAUUUUCUUCCAUGGAUGCUACCACUUCAUUAAUGGAGCAGUUAGCGCUCCUGACCACAACAGCUAGCCCAGAUGUUGUUGCUGCAGCUGCUGAUGCUGCAAUUAAAGCGUUCAGCAAUGAAAACCCACAAGCAAAGAAAGCCUUUCGCCUCAGCGAGCGAGAAUAUAAGACUAAGGCCUUCGGUUCUAAUCAUGUCCAACAGAUCGACCGCAAAAUCGGCGAUAAGGAUGUGAAAAUGCAUGGCCAGCCUGGUUCUGAUAAGCAGGAAAAGAAGUUCAUUGCUAAUGCAUAUCAAUUGAGGGCAGCUGUUGCUACUGCUGUUGGUGUAGCUGCUGCCCGUGCUAAAAUGCUUGCAGACCAGGAGGAGCGAGAAAUGGAGCUCCUAAUGGCAUCUGUGAUUGAAACUCAGACAGGGCACGAGCUGCCGGAGCGGGAGAAGGAGGCGUACGCGCGGUCCCGCGCCUGCCGCCUCGCGCUCAUUGACCACGCCGUCGCGCGCAAGAAGCCGCCGCUCAACGCCUUCAAGCCCCACCCCGAGCACAAAUCGAAGCUGGUAUGCAAGAUUACAGGGGAUACGGUUAACAAGUUGGAGGAUCACAUAUGGAAGCACAUCAACGGGAAGAGAUUUCUUAACAAGCUAGAAAAACUAGAAGACCAGGUGGCUUCUGGCGAGAUGGCUGAUGAAGAACCUGUGAAGUCAAAUGAAGUGGCAAAGAAGAGCAAGUCAAGAAAGAAGGACAAGAAGAAAGCUAAUGUUGCCAGUCCUUCUUUGCCAAGAGAACCUAAACCAGAGAUGGAUGAUUCAGAUGAUCCAGAUUUCUGGGUGCCUCCGGUUGGAAGUCGCUGGGAUGACGAUGAUGGGAAAGACAGAUGGGAGUCAUCACCAGGAAAGCCCAACUCAGCAAAGAACAAAGGUGGUUCUGAUGAUGAUGGUGCUGGUGAUAAUGACGGUGGUGGUGAUGAUGAUACGGCUGACAAGGAUGAUGCUGAAUCAAGGGAACUUGCUUCGAGGACAAAGCGAAUGUCAAUAGAGGCUGUUGGGCCAAGUAGCUUCGCUUCAAGGAAGAAAAAACCCAAGAAGGAGCAGUAAGACAUCGGUGAUUUGUGACGACUCAAAUUAAGAAUUUGGUCUCGUCGAGAGGAAGAAGUGUUAUCUAUUGACUAUUGGGUCGUGUUUCCUUAGAUUUGGGUAAUCAAUGACUGGAUCUAUGUUAGCAUAUUUCUGGUUAACGCUUGUCUGCUGUGAUAAAUCUACAUACGCACGUAUCUUGCAAGGUUUUUUUUGGAAAACAUUGAGGGAAAUAGUUGCCUUUGCAUUGCUGUGUGACUCAAGAUUUUGGUUGGAUCAGUCAUUUUUUGCUCAUUGAGCGAACACAGAAUCGAUUAAUACA